AUGAUGGUCUUUUUUAUCAAAUGUUUUCAGUUUUAUAACACAUUCUUAUUCUGGCUAUGGGCAAUUAAUCUGGCAGAUGCUGCUCCAGACGCCGGACGCUCUUAUACCCCGGUUGCCUAUGCUAUUGGCACCGGGCCAGUAAUUGACGGCCUUGUGAAAUAUGCGGGCGAGCCACUGAAGCUGGACGCUGCAAACCCCGUCGUUACUCUCGACUAUGGAGCAAACGUUGCUGGAUUUCCCUUUGUUGAAGUCUCAUCCGUUUCUGCAUCUGGUGCCCAGAUCGAACUGAAGUACUCUGAGCCAUUUGGAGGUUUGAAGGAGCCAUGGUCAAAUGGACCCUUCUUGUACGUCAACGGUCUUAUGAAUUCUUUCCGCACGGAGACCUUCAAUGUCUCCACGGCCGGAUCGACGACGUCUUUCUUCAUUCAGGGUGGUCAGCGUUGGCAAUCGAUAACUCUCCUAUCGAAGGAGCCCAUCACCAUCAACGGCGUAGGCUUUAGAGCAUCUGUCGAUAUCAGGCCACUCAAUGAACUCCCCGGGGCAUUCUCGACCUCGAAUAACGUCCACGAUGGAGUCUGGGGCCUUGGUGCCCGGUCUUUAGACCUGGCCUGUGUCGAGGCAAAGUCGCAACCUUCAACCUGGGAAGUCAGCAGCGAGGGAGCCCUGGUCCGCGGUCAGUAUCCCGCCAUUUCUCUGCGGGGUACUGGCUUUAAAAAUUACGAGAUGUCUUUCUCAACGAAGAUCGUCACAGGCGGAGUGGGAUGGAGAGUUGCUGCAGGUCCUAAUGGCGGCUAUGGGCCAUAUUUUGUCUUAAGCACUGGAGGACCCAAGCUUCUGAGCACAUCUCCGCUACAGUUGAAACCGAAUAGUCUUAUUGCCGGCUAUGGAUUCAGCAUUAUUAACCAGCAGCUGCUGCCUUCUGCGCCUGCUCAGAACUUCAAUGUGCCGAUGGAUUUGGCGGAUAAUGAGUGGUAUCGCAUUACUACGUCCAUCACCUCUACGGGAUACAAUAUCUCGAUUAAUGGGACACACGCCGCAUUUGUUCCCGGCGAGCCCUUUAAGCCAUACAUCCACCCUGGCAUUGGUACUUCUGCGCUCACAGAUGGCACCUUUGGAUUCGGACCCUUCUUGAACCAGGCAGCGUACUAUAGAGACGUCGAGGUUAUUGGUCAAGACGGCUCAGUACUCUACACCAACUCUCUCACGGGGGAUGAUGUCUACGAAGAAUAUGGGAUAGCCAUGAACCCCCGUGCUGUUUGCUUGGAUGGGUCUGCGAGGGAUCGAGAGAUAUGGAUCGGUGAUUUCGUGCACACGGCUCGGAUGAUUGCAGUCAGUACUGGCCGCUAUGACUAUAUCCAGAGCAUGAUCGACUUUGAAUUCGACUGGCAGUUCCUGGAUGGGCCUGGUGCAGGACUGGUUCCCAUGCAAGCACCGAUGGGAGUAGGGAAGCAGUACAGAGACAUACUCUACCCAUUGCAAUUUGGCCAGACCGACUACCAUUUCUUUUUCUUGGUUACUAUCGGAGAUUAUUACACUCUGACAAACGACUUGGAUUUAUUAAGCAAACACUGGAAUGGAACGAAGUUCCUCGUCAAGACGCUUGUUUCUCGCUAUCUCGACACCAAGACCAACCUCUUUGCAGCUCCCGAUGCAUUCUGGUUCACAGCCCAGAACACACAGCACGCCACGGCCCCAACAGCAUUAUUCGUAAUUGCCCUCAACAAGCUUGUUGAAAUCGCCAAAGCCCUCAAAGAUACCGAAACAGCUGAUUACUACACAAGUCUCUCCAGGACCAUCAGCAAAGCCGUAAACGACCAGCUAUGGUCCAAAACCCUAGGCGCAUACAGCAUGUCCCUUGACCACCUAGGCGACACCGCCCUCCUCGCCACCGCCUUCACCAUCCGCGCCGGAAUAGCCAAUACCACACAAGCCACAACUGGGAUCCAAAAGCUGAGCGACCUCUUCUACCAAAUCGGGUACAAAGACUCUACCGCAAUCGGCAACGGCCCCGGCACCCAACUCUCACCCAACGUCCAGGGAUUCUUGCUUGAAUCCCUAUUCCUCGCACACACCCAGCUCAACGUCGCCGCUAGCGUCGUCGUCCCUGUGAUCAAGGACCUGCUCGAAGUAUACUGGCCGAAAAUGCUCAACCAGAAUCAGUUCCGCACAGGCUCAUCAUGGGAAUAUGUCUUCCCCGAUGGCAGCCCAGGGAUCGGGUUAUUCACCAGCUUGAAUCACCCCUGGGGCGGAGCGCCGACGUAUGUUUACACGGACUUCAUCUUGGGUGUAAGGAGGGAGAGGAAUGCGGCGACGGGGGUGGUGGGGUGGGUGUUUGAUCCGGUUUGGGAGGUUGUGGAGGGGUUGGGGUUGGAGUGGGCGAAGGGGAAGAUGCCGUUGCCCGAGGGAGGGUGGAUUGAGGCGAGUUGGACGGGGACGAAGGGGAGUACGCAGAUGGAAGUUAAGGCCCCUGGGGGGGUGGUGGUUGAGGUGAGGCAGAGGGAUGGGUCGAAGAGGAGGGAGUUGGUGUAGUUGUGAAUGAUUUUGAUAGUUGCUGCAAAGGUAUUGGAGACGAUUCUGGAUGCACGAUACGGGUUGACGAAUGGAGCAAAAUUAUUUUUAGUUAUAUUUCAAUGGGAUCUCACACCUCUG
Molecule: messenger RNA, 2649 nt
Organism: Pseudogymnoascus verrucosus
Lineage: Eukaryota; Fungi; Ascomycota; Leotiomycetes; Thelebolales; Thelebolaceae
Exons: 1
Coding region: 1-2529 (842 amino acids)
Biological process (GO): carbohydrate metabolic process
Source: RefSeq, a predicted model, not a curated record